Molecule: messenger RNA, 930 nt
Organism: Triticum turgidum subsp. durum (durum wheat)
Lineage: Eukaryota; Viridiplantae; Streptophyta; Magnoliopsida; Poales; Poaceae
Source: the annotation of a GenBank genome assembly
AUGCCUCCCCUCCUCCGCUCCCCCGCGCCGCCGUCCGCCGGUGUCUUCUGCCGGCGGCGGAAAAGAAUGCGUGCGCGUGCAUCGUGGCAGGAGCUGGCGGGCGUGCUGGUGUUCUCCGCCGUCCCCUUCACCGCCGUCAAGGCCAUCGCCAACAGCCCCCUCGGCGCCAGCCUCCGCCGCCGCCUCGAGUCCAGGAAGGCCUCCGCCGCCGCCGAGGCAGACGCCCUCCGCGCCGCCGCCCGCGAGGCCCGCAGCUCCAGCUUUUGGUACGGGGGAGCUCGGCCGCGGUGGCUCGGUCCUCUCCGGUACGACUACCCGGAGCACCUGGUCGGAGAGUUCCCGGGCGAUUACGGCUUCGAUAUAGCAGGUCUGGGCCGGGACCCCGUUGCUUUCGCCAACUACUUCAACUUUGAGAUUUUACAUUGUCGAUGGGCCAUGCUUGCUGCUCUUGGUGUUGUUGUUCCUGAGCUGUUAGAUCUAUUUGGGAUAGUGCAUUUUGUGGAGCCUGUGUGGUGGAAAGUUGGUUAUGCAAAACUUCAGGGCGAUACUCUUGAUUACCUUGGGAUUCCUGGGUUCCGAAUUGCUGGUGGUCAAGGCAUCAUCGUCAUCGCUAUCUGUCAAGUCCUUUUGAUGGUUGGGCCAGAAUAUGCGAGAUACUGUGGGAUCGAGGCGCUAGAACCCUUGGGAAUAUAUCUUCCUGGGGACAUAAACUACCCAGGUGGAGCACUGUUCGAUCCCUUGGGGCUGUCCAAAGACCCUGUUGCGUUCGAAGAACUCAAGGUGAAGGAGAUCAAGAAUGGUCGUCUCGCAAUGGUUGCAUGGAUCGGAUUCUACGCCCAGGCUGCUGUAACCGGCAAGGGCCCUGUGCAGAACCUCGUCGAGCACUUGUCGGAUCCACUCCGCAACAACGUUUUAUCCCAUUUUCUUUGA